This is a messenger RNA of Bicyclus anynana (squinting bush brown), 1850 nucleotides long. RefSeq names its product IQ domain-containing protein K-like. The record is from RefSeq and is a predicted model, not a curated record. The transcript has 5 exons. NCBI's taxonomy places the organism in Eukaryota, Metazoa, Arthropoda, Insecta, Lepidoptera, Nymphalidae. The coding region runs from base 1140 to 1850 and encodes 236 amino acids.
UUAUUAUUUACUUAUAAUUAUAUAAAAAUGAAAAAUUAUUUGGAGAAAAACUAAAACAGUACUGUACAGUGGUGCAGGAUUAGGCUAAAGUAAAUACCUGUUUCCUCGUUCUUUUGUCUUAUAGUACUGUUAUAAUAAUCAUGUUAUUGUGUAUACAGGACAGGGCUAAUUUCAGUGUAACUACGUUGUUAUGCGGAAAGAGUUCGAGCUUAUGUAUUCUUUAUGGUCUUUGAUCCGAUAUUAGAAAUAGGUAUAUAGCCUCAACUCUCAAUUAGAAAUAAAUAAUAGAUAAUAUUCACCUUGACGUACUGCACAUAGGUUGCCUAGUUAAAUAGUGACCAAACAUUUUUUUUUAUUUAUAACUGAAAAAUUUUGGUCAACUCAUCAUCUGUUAUUUAAAAAAGUCGUAGUUCACUAGGUAAAAGAAUAUAUUAAACAGAACUGAAAGCACAUAGAUUGCCUGCUCUCAAUCAAUUAAUGAAUUAAUGAUCCAUGAUAUUGUAGACAAACGUCUUGGACAACGUUGCCAAUUUGUGGGAAAUUCCCUCAUAUCGAGGAAACUUUGGACCAUUCCAGGCCAUGCGGCGGAAUAAACAGGAUGUUUGUCCAUAUAUUCAGAAAAAUGUUAAACUGCAAGAAUAAUAAAGCAAAAUUAUGGGGAAUUUGAGUAUUUUUCUUUUCUCAACUCUGGGAAUUUCGCUUUGAUUUGUGGGGAAUUAGGAAAAUAGGUAUACAUACAAACAAAUUAAAAAAAACAGGCGUUUUCAUAAUUUGUUUAAAUUAUUUUUUUGUUUGUGACAGCAUUACUAUAAAUAAAUAUUAAACUCAGUUAUUCCAAUAUUUGCACAAUAAUUUCUGAAUUUACUUCGAUUUUUUUUUUAAUUUGGCGCGCGAUUUCAGUCUCUCCUUUCAAUAACCAAACUCUAGAUAUUACACAUUGAGGUGAAAAACGAUUAAAAAUUUGUCAAAAAUCCUUCCAAUUUGACAUUAUAAUGUAUGUCAUAAUGAAAUAAUAAGCCAAUGACAGUAUAUUUAUUUCAUAAAUUGUGAAAACUAGUGAUAUUAAUUUGUUUCACUCGGCAAAGAAAAUACAAAUUACAAAGACAAACCUUUUUGAAUAAUUAUAUUCGCUAUUCAAAAUGGCCGGAAAGGCCAGCGAUCGUAAGGGAAAAUCAGGAAAAGAUGGGAAAUCAAGUGAAAAAGCUGAAGCCGUGGCAGCUUUCACCUUGCCGGACAGCUUACCUAGCUCUGAAAUAAGUUUCCCGAUAUUGCUAAAGAAAAAAUACACGGCCAAUUGGAACGAAAUUGUUGAGGAAAGCGAUAGGAAUCUUAAAGAAAUCGCGGAUUACGCUCAAAGCAAAAAAGAAGAAAUAAAGAAACCUCCAUUUUACAAAUCGGAGUGUGAUUACAUCUUGAAAGAAAUUUUCGUAUAUCUCAUACCGGCAUUGGAAGAAACUUUGAACAAAGCAGUGACAUGGGACGCAUUGAAAUAUCAAAAAUGCUUUUUCAAUGGAGUUGAUCAUAUUGCACAGCUGUUAUGGACCAGUAACCCAAGAUAUCCUCAUCGUCUGCAGAAUCGUUUGCAUUUAUUCAAUAUGCCUUGGGUUCGAGAGAUAUUGAAGAAAGACCCUCGCCCAUACUAUCCUAAAUCCUGGUUGUGGCCGGAGGAGUACGCCGCUACACUGAUACAGAAGACAGUCCGCCAGUACUUCGUGCAACGUGACGAUGAAGUGCAAGAAUUGCGCGAAUUCUGGAAGAAAUUGGAGAUAGAGCAAAAUGUACCUGAAAUUGACACUAAUCCAUAUCUAGCCAAGAUGUUAGCUUCACAACAUGCUUUUAAUAAAAAGUAA